AUGAGCCUUUGGGUAGACAAAUACCAGCCCUGCUCCUUGGGACGGCUGGACUAUCACAAGGAGCAAGUGGCGCAGCUGUGCAACCUGGUGCAGUGUGGUGAUUUUCCUCAUCUCUUAGUGUAUGGACCAUCAGGUGCUGGAAAAAAGACAAGAAUUAUGUGUUUUUUACUUGAACUUUAUGGUGUUGGAGUGGAAAAAUUAAGAAUUGGACAUCAGACCAUCACAACUCCAUCUAAAAAUAAAGUUGAAACUAGCACUAUUGCAAGCAAUUAUCACCUUGAAGUUAAUCCCAGUGAUGCUGGGAAUAGUGACCAGGUAGUAAUCCAGGAGAUGUUGAAAACAGUGGCACAAUCACAACAACUUGAAACAAACUCUCAAAGAGAUUUUAAAGUGGUAUUAUUGACAGAGGUUGACAAACUCACCAAACAUGCUCAACAUGCCUUGCAUAGAACCAUGGAAAAGUAUAUGUCUACUUGCAGACUGAUCUUGUGUUGCAAUUCUACAUCUAAAAUGAUACCACCUAUUCAUAGUAGGUGCCUGGCAGUUUGUGUGCCUGCUCCCAGCAUUGAAGAUAUUUGUCCUGUGUUAUCUACUGUGUGCAAGAAGGAAGGUCUGAAUCUUCCUUCACAACUGGCUCAUCAACUUGCAGAGAGGUCGUGCAGGAAUCUCCGAAAAGCCCUAUUAAUGUGUGAAGCCUGCAGAGUGCAACAAUAUCCUUUUACUGCAGAUCAAGAAAUCCCUGAAACAGAUUGGGAGGUGUAUCUCUGGGAGACCGCCAAUGCUAUUGUCAGUCAGCAGACUCCACAAAGCCUCCUUGAAGUUCGUGGAAGACUUUAUGAGCUUCUAACUCAUUGUAUUCCUCCUGAAAUAAUAAUGAAGGGCCUUCUCUCAGAACUUUUACAUAAUUGUGAUGGACAACUGAAAGGGGAGGUGACCCAGAUGGCCACUUACUAUGAACAUCAUCUACAGCUCAGUAGCAAAGCCAUUUAUCACUUGGAAGCAUUUGUGGCCAAAUUUAUGGCACUUCAUAAGAAGUUCAUGGAGGAUGGAUUGGAAGGCAUGAUGUUUUGA
This is a messenger RNA of Zalophus californianus (California sea lion), 1071 nucleotides long. RefSeq names its product replication factor C subunit 3-like. Gene Ontology annotation, biological process: DNA repair; DNA-templated DNA replication. Gene Ontology annotation, molecular function: DNA clamp loader activity; DNA binding. NCBI's taxonomy places the organism in Eukaryota, Metazoa, Chordata, Mammalia, Carnivora, Otariidae. Gene Ontology annotation, cellular component: nucleus; DNA replication factor C complex. The record is from RefSeq and is a predicted model, not a curated record.